Molecule: messenger RNA, 2023 nt
Organism: Linum trigynum
Lineage: Eukaryota; Viridiplantae; Streptophyta; Magnoliopsida; Malpighiales; Linaceae
Source: the annotation of a GenBank genome assembly
AGAAAUGGAUAAUGACAACUUAAAUACUUAAUUUUUUCGAUUAAAAAAACUUACUCUUUCCUUCCUCACUACGAACAUUACAUAUAUCGGCCACAGUGACACAGGGAAAACCAAAACCAGAAGAGGGAAGAAGAAAAACAGAGGAGACGAAAUUUCUGUAUAUUUCGGUGCACAAUUAAAACCCUUCUGCCCAACCAGUCCAGCGCCUUCAAUGCUCUCCUUACUCUCUCAUCUCUAUCUCCUCAAUAAACCCAUAAAAUAAAUUAAUUGCAAUCUUUCCCCCAUUCCAUUCCAGUCCAUUCUCCUUCCCACCACCAUAUCUCUCCAUUCUCCAAUAAUCAACGCCUUCCCCUCUUUCCAAUAGGUGUGAGUGGGUGGAAGAAGAAGCAGAAGUGCUGAGCUUUUGUAUUAGUCAAAAUUCUCGGCCAAUCUUUCUCCCCUAUAUAUAGAUUUAUAUUCCAUAGCUACCCAACAAAUUACACAGAUGGCAGAGAUCUCAGGCUCCAACGGCAGCGCCACCAACCACGUCGUCGUUCUUGACGUCAAGCAAGAUCAUCAUCCGCCGGCGCGUUCCUCUUCCAUAUUGUCCUUCUCCGUUCCCUUCGUCCAGAAGUUGGUGGCAGAGUUGUUGGGGACAUACUUCUUGAUCUUCGCCGGCUGUUCGGCGGUGGCCUCGAAUCUGAACUACGAUAAAGUGGUGACGCUUCCAGGGAUUUCGAUUGUCUGGGGACUGGCGGUGAUGGUGCUGGUUUACUCCCUCGGACACAUCUCCGGCGCCCAUUUUAACCCCGCCGUUACUCUCGCCUUCGCUACUUGCAAGCGCUUCCCCUGGAAACAAGUUCCGGCUUAUAUAGCGUGCCAAGUAGCCGGAUCCACCCUCGCCGCUGGGACAAUCCGGCUGAUCUUCCCCGGACACCAGGAUCACUUCACCGGGACUCUGCCGGCGGGACCCGACAUGCAAUCGUUCGUCGUCGAGUUCAUCAUUACCUUCUACCUCAUGUUCGUCAUCUCCGGCGUUGCCACUGACAACAGAGCCAUUGGUGAACUAGCCGGGCUUGCAGUUGGAUCAACCGUGCUGCUUAAUGUGAUGUUCGCAGGGCCGAUCUCGGGGGCGUCGAUGAACCCGGCGAGAAGUUUGGGGCCGGCGAUCGUGUCGCAUCAGUACAGAGGGAUAUGGAUAUAUAUGGUGGCGCCGACGUUGGGAGCCCAGGGCGGCGCGUGGGUUUACAACUUCGUCAGGUACACCGACAAGCCGUUGAGAGAGAUCACGAAGAGUGCUUCUUUCCUCAAGAGCACCGGCCGGUCGUGAUGCGCUUUUGAUCUACCUGUCUGAAAUCUGAUUCAUAGAUGAUAAUGUUGAAGAGAAAGGAAAGCCAUUUCAUCUCUUUUGUACAUCUUUGGUCCCAUAUAUUUGGCUGGAUUGAGAGGGUGUUUUGAUUUGCCAAUUGGGUCCUUUUGUCUAAGUAGCUAGCAGCAGUACAGGCUAGAUCAGUAAAGUUUUAUAACAAAGAACAGAUGAAUUAGCACAAAGGCUAGCCUUCAUAUAUCCUCUUCCCAAGAGGUCGCGACCAUAAUCUUCUCUUCCUGUUGACAUUUUGUGUUUCUCGUUUCAUUUCAAUUUCUACAACUACCGAAUGCUUUGAGUGUACAUUCAAAGUGAUCUAUUCGAAUGAUUCUUUUGGUAAGUUUAUGGGGAACCAUGUCCUUUCGUAUUCAUUAUCAUUUUACGUUGUAAACUGUUAAGUUAUGUUUUAGUUAGAGGUGGCAAAUGGAUUGGAUCGGUGGAUUGAUGGAUUGGAUUGGUGGAUCCAUGGAUCAAAUGGAUUGGAUCUAAUGGAUUGGUGGAUUCAUGGAUUGGAUCAAGUGGAUUGGUGGAUUAUCCAUGAAUCCAAUUGACAUCCUCAACCAAGGACCAAUAUGUAAAAUGUAAAAAGUUUAGGUACUAAAAUGUCAUAAUGAAAAAUUUUAGGUACCAAAACGUAAUUUUCCAAUGAUAUUUUUCGUAUAAAAAUUAAAUUUUAGG